Molecule: messenger RNA, 1005 nt
Organism: Auanema sp. JU1783
Lineage: Eukaryota; Metazoa; Nematoda; Chromadorea; Rhabditida; Rhabditidae
Source: the annotation of a GenBank genome assembly
AUGGCCUGUCAAACGGGCAUCAGACCCAACGAUGCACUCCGAAAUGCUUUCAACUUAGGAAAACAAGCAAAACUUCGUCUUAUAAAAGUCGUUGUCAAAAACGAGGAAUUAACUUCCAACUAUGAGUAUGCGGGAACAUCGAACUGGAAAGAUGAUUGGAGAGCAACGCUCCCGGAAUGCGUAGAUGCUUUCGAACCAUGCUUCAUUCUCUUCCGUUUGAACACAAUCACAGAAUGGAUUCUCAUCACGUUUGCUGACGAUCGAGCUCCUGUGAAGGAAAAAAUGCUUUUAGCAGCCACUUGUGCAACUUUUAAGAACGAGUUUGGACAAUGUUAUAUUGAACAUGAAAAACAUGCUACUGAUCGUAAAGAUUUGAGUUUGGAAUCCUUUGAAUCGUGGUUGAAGUCAAAGAACGAAUUGGGCCCUAUGAGUGAAGUUGAACGAGAGUUACAUAAUGCUGCUCAAGAAAGAGCCGCAAUCGCUCAUUCUGCUCCAACUCAAAUGAAAGGAGUAAAGUUUCCAUUAGAUAGAAAUGCAGAAGAUGCCGUAAGGCAAUUGAGUAGAAACGAACUAAACUUUGUCCAGUUUUCGGUCGAUACUUUGAACGAAGCCAUCAAACUGGAGAGUACUGAAAAGAACUUGAACGCUUCAGAGUUGGCCAAGCGUAUUUCUCGUGAGAAACCUAGGUACACGUUCUAUCGUUUUGAUCAUCAAUUCGAUGAUAAGCCCCAAAGUAGCAUAUUAUUUAUUUACUCUCUACCAUCUUCGGGAAGCAGCAUCAAAGAACGUAUGCUCUACUCAUGUUGCAAGCAACCUUUCCUGAACACCGUUACUAACCAUCUUGGUGUAACAAUCAACAAAAAGACCGAAGUUGACGCCAAGGAUGAUCUUAGUGAAGCAGCUUUGAUGGAUAUGCUUCACCCCCCUCAAUCCGAGCCUCCGAAACAGUUCAACCGUCCCGCUCCCCCUCGUGGUUCAGGACCUCGUCGCAUUACCAAAGUUUAA